Molecule: messenger RNA, 2226 nt
Organism: Scleropages formosus (Asian bonytongue)
Lineage: Eukaryota; Metazoa; Chordata; Actinopteri; Osteoglossiformes; Osteoglossidae
Gene: vrk3
Product: VRK serine/threonine kinase 3
Exons: 16
Coding region: 132-1664 (510 amino acids)
Biological process (GO): protein phosphorylation
Molecular function (GO): protein kinase activity; ATP binding
Source: RefSeq, a predicted model, not a curated record
UGAUCUGACGGGAACAGCAAAGGAAAGUAACUGCGAACAGUGUGACAAUGUAAGACCUGGACACGACUCAGUCCCAGUUUGAUUGUCCCUGCACGCUCUCAGCUGUCGGGCCUCUCAGUUUCAGAGACGCCAUGAUCCUCCAUUUCUGCCCCCACUGUGGCACCAAGCUGCAGGCCGGAUUCAAGUUCUGCCCUUCCUGCGGGGAGAAGCUUCCCUGCGACGGAGACACUGAGUCCCAGACCGCCCAGAAGCACAACGUGAACUCCUCGAAGCUCUCAGACAUGACCGUUGGAGGCACUGCCCUUAGCCGCCCCCCAAUGCACAGGACUCGCCAGGCUGCAUCUAGGGGUGGGCGACAGGGUGGCAUCAGCUCCCAGAUUGCACCACCUCUUGCUUUGGCCCAGGAUCCUCUGGUCACAGGUCAGAGCACUUGGCCCUUGGUGUCACCACAGAAACUCCAGGUGUCCUCAAAAGUGAAACAGGAAAAGGACUUGAGCUCAGAAGCCCUGAUGACAGGGGGCAGCAAGUCAUCAUCUGCAGCUCAAAGCCCUGAAGCCUCUUCAUCUCCACAGAAGCGAAAGAGGGGGUCCCUGGUAGUGAAGCAGGAGGAGGCGCUGAGCCCUUUGCCCUCAUCUUCCAGCUCCACUAGAUCGCCCUCUGCUGCCAAAGGCAAAGCAAAGAAAGCAAAACGGGUGAACUCCCUGGAGCCACUGCCUGAGAGCGAGCAGUUGAGUGACACAGCUGGCAGGAAGUGGAUACUGCUGGAACUCUUGAGUCAAAAUGAGGCGGAGCUUGUCUACGCAGUCCAGCAGGUGACCGCGAGAGGGUCCUCACUGGGCUACGAGUACAUCCUGAAGCUGGGUGCCAAGGAUGGGAGGAUCUUCAACGAGCAGAACUUCCUGCAGAGAGCGGCCAAGCCUGCAUCAGUGGAGAAGUGGAAGAAGCUCAACAAGAUGAACUUCCUGGGCAUCCCUGUCUGCGAGGGCUUUGGACUGCAUGCAGACACAUACCGGUUCCUGAUCUUCCCCAAUAUGGGCCGGACCUUGCAGUCACUCUUGGAGGAGCAAGGAGAGCUGCUCUCCCAGAAGGCCGUGCUCCAGCUUGCCUGCCAUAUGCUGGAUGUGCUGGAGUACAUCCAUGAGAAUGAAUACGUACACGCAGACAUCCACGCUGAGAACGUGUACGUGAACCCAGCAGACACCACACAGGUGUACCUGGCAGGGUACUGCCACGCCUUCCGCUACUGUCCAGGAGGGAAGCACGUGGAAUACCGAGAGGGCAGCCGCACACCACACGAGGGUGCCAUGGAGUUCAUCAGCAUGGACUUGCACAAAGGAGUUGGCCCUUCACGCCGCAGUGACCUCCAGGCUCUAGCCUACUGCAUGCUGCGGUGGCUGACUGGACACCUGCCCUGGAGCGCACUGACCAACAGCCCAUCCAGGGUCGCCGUGGAGAAGGAGAGGUAUGUGAAUGAUGUCCAGGCCCUGCUGAGACACUGUUUCGGGAAGAAGAUAGUUCCAGGUGCUGUGCAGCUCUACCUGUCCCAGGUUAUGGCACUCCAGUACACUGAGCAACCAGACUACCAGCAGCUCCGGGAGGGUCUACAGGAGGCCUUGAAACAACAGGGGGCAUCACAACACCAGCCUCUUGACAUGAAGCUCUGACCAGCACAAAUGAAGAUCCAGGUGAAGCUCCUGCUGUAAGACAGUCCAGCUGCAUCCUGGGCUCCUGUGGUCCUGCAGUCAUGUAAUUCUUUACAGUUCUAACAGGCUAGCUCACUGGGAGAGAGACAGAGAGUGUGGUUGUCCCUCUAGCACAGGUGGGGGCAGGGUUCUCUGGAUUUAAGUUGUUAGUGUUUGUUCAGGGUUUACAGAGAGGGGAGUUUUCAAUAUUUCCAUUUCAUUAUGGUAGAUUUUUAUGAGGUUGUAUGAAUUAUGGGGGUAUAUGAAUUAUUGGUCUUGACCUGGGAGAUUAACCGCCUGUUCAUAAUUUAAGCUUUUAAGUGUUUUCCACAACUGUUUUAGUCUUUGCUGUGUUUUUAAAGUUUUUGUAAGACACUGAAUUAAAAGGUUUACUAUAUUUUGACCACAGAGUACUAGUUAGUCCUAAUCACUAAGCUUUCCACUGCACUCAUGCUUUACACCCUUUUGUAGCCAACAUUUGCAAGGGGCUUUCAUUAGUACAUUUACAUUUAUUAAUUUAGGAGACACUUCUCAAAGCUGUAUA